This is a messenger RNA of Gasterosteus aculeatus aculeatus (three-spined stickleback), 1635 nucleotides long. RefSeq names its product carboxypeptidase Q. Gene Ontology annotation, biological process: proteolysis; peptide catabolic process. NCBI's taxonomy places the organism in Eukaryota, Metazoa, Chordata, Actinopteri, Perciformes, Gasterosteidae. Gene Ontology annotation, molecular function: metallodipeptidase activity. The record is from RefSeq and is a predicted model, not a curated record.
CAAUGUACCGAAGACGUUUUUACGACAGAAAACUGCAGUUUAUUUGACUGCCAAAAAUUCAGCUUUUAUUUUGAAAAACAUCAAAGCGGAACUAACAGCACGGUGAUCACGAGAACGAAAGCGAUGUCUCGGGCUGGUAGGCCGCCCUUCCUCUUCCUCCUCCUCCUCCUCUUCAUGUGUCUCCUCAUGCUAUCGCCUCUGUGUGGCUGUCAUCCUCAGUCUCCUGCGUCCAUCAGGUCAACACUGAGGACUGAAUCCAAUCAUACUGCCAGGGGAGGCUCAACAACAGCGGCGGAGGUAGCAGGCUACGCUGAUGUGGCCAAACAGAUUAUUGACCUGGCUGUGUUUGGAGCCGCCCAGAACCGCUCCUACACUCGGCUGGCCCGCUUCACAGACACCAUAGGGAACCGUGUCAGUGGCUCACACAGCCUGGAGAUGGCUAUCAAAUACAUGUACAACGCUAUGGCACAGGAGGGAUUGGACGUACACUUGGAGCCUGUCAAAAUCCCGCAUUGGGUGAGAGGGAAGGAGAGUGCAGAAAUGAUUGCACCCAGGGCCGAAAGUCUGGCUAUGCUGGGACUGGGUGGCAGUGUAGGGACACCACCUGAGGGUAUCGAGGCAGAGGUGUUGGUGGUUCAGUCUUUUGCUGAGCUGAAGCACAGAGCCAGCGAGGCCAUGGCGAAGAUUGUGGUAUUUAACCAACCGUUUGUCAGCUACGGGGAGACGGUGGCUUACCGUGCUAAUGGGGCCUCUGAAGCAGCCAAAGUGGGAGCUGUGGCCACACUCAUUCGAUCUAUUACUCCAUUCUCUAUUAACAGUCCCCACACAGGUUUGCAGUACUACCAAGAUGGAGUGAAGCGCAUCCCUUCGGCCUGUAUCACUGUGGAGGAUGCUGAGCUGAUGUGGCGCAUGGCACAGAAAGGGCAGAGGAUCGUGGUCCGACUCACCAUGGCAGCCAAGACUCUACCAGAUGCUGACUCCUUCAACACCGUGGCUGAGAUUAGAGGCUGGCAACACCCCGAGCAGGUCGUCUUACUGAGCGGCCAUUUGGACAGUUGGGAUGUGGGCCAAGGCGCCAUGGAUGACGGAGGUGGUGUCAUGAUUUCCUGGGAGGUCUUGUCACUCAUCAAAGACUUGGGUUUGCGUCCCAGGAGGACCCUGCGGACUGUGCUGUGGACGGCUGAGGAGCAAGGGGGGGUGGGAGCACGGCAGUACUAUGAUCAACACAAGGUUAACAUGUCCAACUUUGACCUGGUCAUGGAGUCUGACUUGGGGACAUUUACCCCGCUGGCUCUGCAGUUUACUGGCAGUGAUGCAGCGCAAAAGGUCAUGGCAGAAGUGGUCAAACUUUUGGCUCCCAUUAAUACGACCAAACUGGAGACACACGGAGAAGGGACAGACAUCUCACCGUGGAUGCAGGCAGGAGUACCAGGAGCCAGCCUGCAUGUGGCAGACAGUCGAUAUUUUUGGUUCCACCACAGCGAAGGUGAUACCAUGACGGUUCAAGAUCCUCGAGACAUGAACCUCUGCUCAGCAUUGUGGGCUGUGGUCGCCUACGUCGUGGCAGACCUGCAGGACAUGUUGCCCAGGUAGCCGGUUGGCUCAACGAAUGCUGCGCAAACAGGAAAACGGGUU